Messenger RNA from Haliotis rubra (blacklip abalone), 1135 nucleotides. RefSeq names its product scavenger receptor class F member 1-like. Bases 125 to 688 code for a protein of 187 amino acids. NCBI's taxonomy places the organism in Eukaryota, Metazoa, Mollusca, Gastropoda, Lepetellida, Haliotidae. The transcript has 4 exons. The record is from RefSeq and is a predicted model, not a curated record.
ACUUGCACAUCCCUAAGCUGCCUAAGUCCCCCUUGUCUUCGUGUUUUGGUUAUGAUCGUAAUCUAUUAUUAUAGUAUGUUAACAAAAUAUCACUUAAUUGUUCUGUUCUGUUUCAGUGAAGAGAAUGACUGUCUGGUUGAUAAUGUGGACAGCACUCAUGGUAAUGGCUACAGAAGCUGUUCCAUGCCAUUACACCCAUCACUGUUCAGACUGUGACAGAGAGACGGGGGAUUGCCACACUGAGUGUGACACUGGGUAUUACGAUCGACAAUGCAACUCUACAUGCAGCAGAAACUGUAGGAAUAACACAUGCGUGCUGUCAGAACAUGGUAGCGGUAACUGCACUGAGGGUUGUGUGCCAGGUUAUUCUGGCAUUGGCUGCAACAUACCAUGUGACAGUCCAGGAGGUAGCUGUACAGCAUGUCCAGGUGGUUGUGAUGGAGGAUAUUGUCAGCUGGGGUCAUCCUGUGUGUCUGGAUGUGUAGACUCCUACUACGGGACUGUCUGUAAAGCUGGUACUACAGUGGGACUAUCUGUGGGACUGUCCGGAGUUUCCUCAAUCAUCUUCCUGGUCAUGUGCUGCAAGUGUUGUCAACGCUUAAGGCAGAACAGUGUCACCAACAAAACAGAGAUGUGCAACAACGUUGCCGAGAUGGGUGGUGCCACUGUACAGGAGCUGGAAUGGUAAACUGAGAUUCCACUGACAGACAUGACCCUGGCUUCUGGGUCAAGGUCAUCUGGAGGGAACUGCGGGGCUGGAGGUGAAGCAGCAGAUGUAGCGGGUGACGUUUAUGACGUCGCAGAUGGAGGACAACGCGGAUUUGCUGCUGUUAUUGACAACACAUACUCUAUGCUUAAAAGCAGAUUAUUUUGAAAAGAUCUUGAUAUGAGUAAUGCCAAUGUUAAUUAUGUAACGUCUGGUUUGAUCUACUGCCCCAAUUAUUGAGCGUCCACACAGAGAAGGGACUGCCAGCGUUUCCUGCUCAUAGUUAUUGUAUACUGAAAUAUGUCCAAACAUCAUAUGAGCUGAUAUCCUAAGCAGUGAUGACUUAGUAGGCCUGCAACUAUAACUGAUGAUUCUGGGAAUGGUCGUUCGAUGCAUAAUUACAACGGAAACGCCCUUCGAGGAAAUGAU